AAAUACAACAGAUCCAAAUCGGAUUUGGAAGUUCACUCCAACGGGAGACAUUUGCAGCGAGAGUAAUCCCUCGCUUGUCUUAACCUGGAUUGCAAAUGAAAACCAUCAAGUGCUCGAAGAUGAAGAUAAACAGCGAGCGUUAUUUGGUAGGAACACGUAUAGUAGUGUAAAAUGUUUAUUUAUCGCCAACAAAGAAUUUUCAAUCAAGCGUUGCAAAAGAGAAGGAUAACAACACUUUGCUUUGGUCGAUGUAUAACCUUUCAGGGCCGAAGGUCCUUCCGGACGAGGGUGGUGAAACCUUUAAUGCAUGGAUGGCAUUUUGUAGUAGGCCAGCACUCUGGAAUCAUAAUGUUCGUAUUGUGGUCUCCCAAUUAUCCAGUAAUUGGGGGCCAGGGCUGUUUGAGUUCAUGUAUUUCUAGUCCCCGAGCCAGUAUAUAAUAAAACAGUUUUCUACUCACUCUCGUCGAAUAUAACUCUGUGCUACGCACCUCGUCAGUCGAAUAGCAGCUCGUAUGCGACUCGAGUUCGCAGAAUAGCUGCUAAAUGUCAGUGUUUCUGAAAUGUAAUAGGUGUUAUAGAAAAUAAUGCUACUGAAGAAAAUAAAGAAGCCAUUGUUGAAAGCUUAUCUUCCAUGAAAGAUGUUUAUGGUGGAGAGAAAUACAGCGUGGCAGUAUUACCUAAGCUGCCUGCUAAACAUCCAGCUAUUGGAACACAAAGGUAAGCAAAGUAUUUCAUUGCGCAUAGUGUUAUUUAAAAAUUUGAAAACAUACCCUAAAUUAUGGUGAAAUGGAAACACGUGGGGAAGCUUAGUAUAAAACGAAACAAUUGAUCAUUUGGAAUCGUGCCAGUGUAAUAGGAAAUAUGCCCUUCCCCCUUGCAAAAAUGUUUCUUCAGCACCAACUCUCUUAGGACUUACUCAAUACUCAUGCAUGGCCCCCACUCGGAAAUUAUCCUCCGCCCCCUCCACUUUGCAAUAUAUAAGUUGGUGAUGAUGUAGACGGAAGCUAGGGAUCAAGUGAAUCGAAAUUUCUUGUUCUUUAAAUAAUUGUUUCAAAACUUGCCAAAAAUGAAAUAAAAUUGAAUGUGCUAAAACACUAUGCUUUUUGUCAAGCAUACAACAUUUUGGUUCAAUUGCGAUGGAAAUUGGAUGAGAAAUGUACAAAAGAAUAGACUGAAAAGAAAUUAUUUAUACAUAAUUAGUGCAUUUAUUGAUUAUGCACGAAUACUUCACAUAAUUUGCUGGCAAUUUUAUGAAGUUUCUGCGUGUUUUAUAUCAUGUAACUGCAACCAUGUUGGAAGAAUUAGACAAGUCAUAUUCUUCCUUCUCCGCUGAAAUUUUAUCCUAUAUGGAUGGAAUUUCGUCCAAUUGAGAUUGUCAGAUAUAUUUUCAGGGAUUGAAAAGUCCACCUGUCGAGGUGAUUUUCGUAGUCGACAGGCAUAAAAACUGCUUACCUGUCACUUAUGACAUAUUUAGAAAACACCUAAACAAAAUUAUUAUUAGAAAACUGUUUAUACGUUUAAUUUUUUUUUAACUAAAUGCAUGAAGUUUGUGUGAUGUUAUUCUGAGUGUAUAUCCACACCGGGCAGGCUUGAAAAAUAUGCCUGGCCACGGCGGGAUUCGAACCUACGACCUUUGGAAUACCAGCCCAUCACACAAACAUCUUAUUCACCUGAGUACAUUACACCAACACAGCAGAUUUCAUAAAUGCAUGAAGUUGGACAUUGAACACUUAUUGACUGAAACCGAGGGAAACAGUACAAUAUAUUUUGUGGACCCUAGGUACUGUUUCCCAUAAGUCCUACAGUCUAAAUAUUUGAUUAUGUAGCAAAUGUCAACGAAAAAAACGAAAAAGCCCUGGAAACUUCUAUAAUGUUUUCUUUAUAACUCGAUGGUUUUAUGAUUCACCGAUGAAUAAAAGUGUCACAGCUGUUGCCAGGAAACAGUUGGAUUUUGAGACUCUCUUGUCCAAUGUGAUGCAAGAAAACACGAGCUUUGACACUUUGUGUACAAUAAAAAAUGGCUAGUGCUUUAGUUAUUACACGCUUAACAAUUUAGUUAUUGCACUCUUCUUCCUGAGAUGGCCAUGUUAAAAAGAUGGUACAAGUUGAAUGAUCGAGGAGAUAGGUAAACGAUUACACAACCGGUCGCCAUGGGAAAGUAACAAAAAUUGGGAACCUUUCUAACCUGUAAUUUUACUUUUGUUCCUUUGGUAAACAGGUGGGCGAUAAAGCAGGAAAGUUUGAGUAACAUUGGACAAUGGAAAUUUUCUCAGAUUACUAAUCCAGCAUGGAACCGUAAAGCAUUGUCAUGGCCGGUUAACCAAGAUGGCACUUUAAAUGAG
Messenger RNA from Paramuricea clavata, 2342 nucleotides. The record is from the annotation of a GenBank genome assembly. Lineage: Eukaryota; Metazoa; Cnidaria; Anthozoa; Malacalcyonacea; Plexauridae.